CGAGGUGUGAGGAGAAAAUGAAAAAAUAAAUUAGGAAAAGAAAUGGCAGUUACUCGAGAGAAAGAAAAUUGUUCAAGAAAAAUUAAUGGAAAUAUACCUGCCUUAUCCCUCAAUAGUGAUAAUAUGUCGACAUCUACUGAUAGUGAUGAUGUAGCAGAUCCCACAUAUGAAAUACGGAACAUUCAAAGUAUUAUUAACGUGACCCGUGAAAACAUUGACGCUCUAAAUGCAAAAUUCGCUGGUUUCCAGCAUCCCCCUUCGUUAUAUUUAUCGGAAUACCAAGAGUUGACAUCGAAGUUACACGACUUAGAGACUAGGGAGCGGACUUUACGUGAAUUGUUACAGACUGACUCGCCGGAUAGGAGUGAAGAGUGUUCUUUGCAGGAUGACUCGAAGAAGUACGAUACCCUCACGCGGCAGCCGAAGGUGUUCCUUCGGGCGCACCUGCCGAACCAGCAGCGGACCAGCGUGCAGGUUAAAGAAGGGGUGACGUUGCGAGACGCGCUUUCCAAAGCGCUAAAACUUCGGAACUUGACGUGUGAAAUGUGUGAAGUGGUUAGGACAGGCAAUAAUCAGGUGAUACCGUGGGAUGUGGACAUAACUAGGAUUGACGCAGAGGAGGUGACCGUGCGAACGCUGGACAAGCUGCCGAUCAUGUCGCACAUAUCGCACCAGUUCACGCGCAAGACCUUCUUCACGCUGGCCUUCUGCGAGUGCUGCCGGCGGCUGCUGUUCAACGGCUUCUACUGCUCGCAGUGCAACUUCAAGUUCCACCAGCGCUGCGCGGACAAAGUGCCUAGCAUCUGUCACCAGGUGGGUCUGCCAGCUGCCCUGUAUAUCGCAGCAGGUCACGCGAGACGUCCCUCACGCUGCCUUCUGCGAGUGCUGCCAGCGGCUGCUGUUCAACGGCUUCUACUGCUCGCAGUGCAACUUCAAGUUCCACCAGCGCUGCGCGGACAAAGUGCCUAGCAUCUGUCACCAGGUGCGGAUGACAGACACGUACUACGCGGCGCUGUUAGCGCAGAACCCAGAAAGACAAGCGGGCAUCCUGCACUUUCCGCCUCACUUUGGCUACCAUCCUAUGAUGCACCGCGGCGAUCAGAAGCAACAGCACCCGCGGUCGCUGAACCAGCAGGACCGCUCCAACUCGGCGCCAAACGUCUGCAUCAACAUGGUGCAGAGGCCCAUGACGCUGCCGGAGCACCAGCCUAAAUAUAACCAG
Ostrinia furnacalis (Asian corn borer) is the source of this 1222-nucleotide messenger RNA. It is a transcript of the gene raf, whose product is annotated as raf kinase, effector of Ras. The coding region runs from base 43 to 969 and encodes 308 amino acids. The record is from RefSeq and is a predicted model, not a curated record. The transcript is spliced from 4 exons. Gene Ontology annotation, biological process: signal transduction. Lineage: Eukaryota; Metazoa; Arthropoda; Insecta; Lepidoptera; Crambidae.